Molecule: messenger RNA, 2042 nt
Organism: Gambusia affinis (western mosquitofish)
Lineage: Eukaryota; Metazoa; Chordata; Actinopteri; Cyprinodontiformes; Poeciliidae
Gene: eef1e1
Product: eukaryotic translation elongation factor 1 epsilon 1
Exons: 4
Coding region: 75-593 (172 amino acids)
Biological process (GO): positive regulation of DNA damage response, signal transduction by p53 class mediator
Cellular component (GO): cytoplasm; nucleus; aminoacyl-tRNA synthetase multienzyme complex
Source: RefSeq, a predicted model, not a curated record
GUGGAGGCGGGACUUAAGCUCUUCAUCCAAUCACAUCGGUCGCUCUUCUCCUCUGCUUCUCCGCACUCAGAAACAUGGCGUUACGGGAGUUAGCAUCUUUGGAAAAAUACUUGGGCCUUAAAAAGCCGAACAAGUAUAGCACACAGGGAGAUAAAAAGGUUCCUGUGUUACAGAAUAAUAACGCCCCCCCACUGGUGGGACUGGUGACCAUUGCCUGUCACCUGGUAAAAGAGGCCAAGCGCCCGGAGCUGCUGGGUGACGGUGCAGAAGGCAGGGCAGUGGUGCAGCAGUGGCUGGAGUAUAGGGUGACCAAACUUGACAGCCACAUAGAGGACACCAAGAGCAUCCUGAAGGACCUCAACCUCUACAUGCAAGACAAAGUCUACCUGGCAGGGAACCAGUUAACCUUAGCUGAUGUUCUUAUGUACUAUGGAAUACACUCAAUCAUACUGGACUUGGCCGUCCAGGAGAAGGAGCAGUACGUGAACGUGGCGCGGUGGUUCGACCACAUCCAGCACCACCCAGGGGUCCGACACCACCUCCCCCCAGUAGUUGUGCUCAGGAACAGACUAUACACCAGCAGACACCACUGAUCCCUGACAUCAUCAUCAUCAUCUUCCUCCUCCCCCCAGCCUUACUCGGUACUAAUCUCCUGACCAGAUCUGGACAACUGAUCUCCUAAAGUACAACAUGGAUCAAAUUAAGGAUCUUGCCACAUCGCCAUAUCAAUGUUCUCUUAUUCAAGUUCUGUCAACAAUAUGUCCCCGCUGUUUUUUUUUUUUUGUCGAGGAUAAGAAAAAUAGUUGAGUUCUAAAGCAAUGUCUGUUUUUAAUAACUAAUCAGUGUCUCAGUCUUGCAAGCACUAUUUAUAAAGAUUCAGGCGUCUUAACCCUCCCAGUUUUUCCACAGAGCAGUGAAAUGUCUUAAUCACAGAGUUCAGGUAUUUUUACGGCAUUGUUUGUUUUUAAAGGGAAAACUGUAUGCAAUGCAGUGCUGCUAGCUUUUCUGUUGGUGAAUGUUGUUUUUGUUUAAUCUGAGCCUGCAGUCGUCCAGGCCGUUAUCGUAGGUGAACGGACUUGACUGGCAGCGCAUUACGUCCCGAGCUCUUGCUUGAUGUGGUUGCUGGAUUAAUGUUGUAACCCUAUAAACACCACAACCCAUAACUUUUGAGAUUUUACCUCAUUAAAUCUCUCGGCACAUUUCUUCUCUCCCAGCCCCUCGUCGUAGUUUCUUUGCAUGUGCGUCUCGUUCUUUUUGUGUUUUUUUUCAAUCCCCGCUCUCCAUUCCACUUCCUCGCCACCAGUUGUGUGGGCAGCAGCGAGCAGUUAAACGUCAGCCCUAGAGUCGGCGAUCAGAGAGAGGCCCCAAUCAGUCCCACUACCACCACUGUUGAUGCUGCGGGCCACGGAGAGGGCAGCGGGCUCACCAGCUGCCACACAGAUCCAGCCAGCCAAGGCCAGAACCCGAGGGCCCCUGGGCGACAGUCAGCCACUGUGUGUCAUUUCACCCUCACGCUCCCACAGGGGGCUACUGGAGAGAGAAGGACGAAGAGAGGCAGCGAGCGAGUGAGCAAGCGGAGUGUGUGACGAAAGGACGGAGGCCACACAGCAAAAGAGCACCCAGAGGCCGAGGGAUCUUUUUUGUGACAAGUGAACAAUAAUCUGCGCCUCCUAAAGCCCGACUGCUGCUGGCUGGAUGCUUCCUAUUAGCACCAUUAACAGGCCCGAUCCCGCCAGUGCUAGGAGAGCUGGUGUGUUUGCAUCAUGGAGGUAAUGAGAAAUGGAAAUGCAGAGAAGAUGAGAGGUACAAUUUGGGUAAUAACUUAUAAAUACCUUCUACUGAUUAGUCUGUGUGACCUUUAAAAUAUUCAGAUCUCUUGGAGUCUUUUUAAGCUUUCUUGGUUACUGUAAACAGUUUUUGUUUCCUUCCUGCUUACAUGCUCUGCAUAUUAAAAUUAUUGCUCAAAGCGAGUUUUUCUUUUCUUUUUCUAUCUGAUGUCAGCAUAUUUUUCAUCCUGUGCCAAUAAAUCAGAUACAUACAGA